AUGGAUCCUCAAUUCGCUUCUAACAAGCGUAUCCGAAAGCACUCAUUCGUGCGAAAAGAGGUUCUGUUUCUGGGAGACAGCAGACAAGAGUCAAGUGUUGAGAAGAAAACCUCACUCCGGCCAGAUAGACGUGACAAGGUAGUGCCACAUAAGGGGCAUCCUGCCCAACAAGGUUCGACAAGUUCUGGCGCCGAAGUGCAAACGGAUCCACCUAUGGAUCCUCAAUUCGCUUCUAACAAGCGUAUCCGAAAGCACUCAUUCGUGCGAAAAGAGGUUUUGUUUUUGGGAGACAGCAGACAAGAGUCAAGUGUUGAGAAGAAAACCUCACUCCGGCCAGAUAGACGUGACAAGGUAGUGCCACAUAAGGGGCAUCCUGCCCAACAAGGUUCAGGAAGUUCUGGCGCCGAAGUGCAAACGGAUCCACCU
Messenger RNA from Trichobilharzia regenti, 426 nucleotides. The record is from the annotation of a GenBank genome assembly. NCBI's taxonomy places the organism in Eukaryota, Metazoa, Platyhelminthes, Trematoda, Strigeidida, Schistosomatidae.